Portunus trituberculatus (swimming crab) is the source of this 1622-nucleotide messenger RNA. Its product is annotated as trypsin-1-like. The record is from RefSeq and is a predicted model, not a curated record. Bases 1 to 1233 code for a protein of 410 amino acids. The transcript is spliced from 2 exons. Gene Ontology annotation, molecular function: serine-type endopeptidase activity. Gene Ontology annotation, biological process: proteolysis. NCBI's taxonomy places the organism in Eukaryota, Metazoa, Arthropoda, Malacostraca, Decapoda, Portunidae.
AUGACGCAUUUCCUUGUCUUUGCUUCCUUCUGCUACGCAACACUAACACUGGUGUCCUCCCGGCAGGUGUUGGGCGAGGAGGGGCGCAUCAUCACCAGCCCGAAUUAUCCAGACAAUUAUCCCAACCGAGAAGAAUGUGCCGUGAGGAUUGUCGCCGAGAACAGGGAAUGCACGCUGGAGAUUGACUGCCAUGACUUCCACGUGCAGGACUCAGAGGAUUGCAGAAAAGACUACCUGAUGAUUAAGGAGAAUAAGUGGACGAAGGAGAAAUUCUGCGGUGACGAGGGAUUUAUUUACGAGAGUAGCAAAAGAGCCGUAACACUCAAGUUCAAAUCCAACCGGCGGGUAACGGACGAAGGAUUCUCCUGCUUAGCUCGCUCCGUAUGUCCAACCACCACCACCACCACCACCGAGACCACGCCCACCACCACCACCACCACCACGAUCAUCAGGAGUAGCACAGGAUCGUGUCAGUGCGGUGUUGCCAAUCUAGCGAGGAUCGUGGGCGGGGAGGAGGUAGAUCCUGCCCACAAGUACCCAUGGCAUGUGGGAAUAAAGUAUGUAUGGAACAGUAAUUACUGGUGCGGCGGCUCCAUCAUUAACAACCUGUAUAUCCUAACAGCCGCCCACUGUGUUGACGACAUAAUAUCUGUACAAGGGCUGGUGGUGGCCGUGGCUGACCACGACAUGACGUCCACCGACGAUGUCACCCAACUGGUACCCGUUCAGGAGACUAUCGUUCAUCCUGACUAUAAUCUCAACACCCUUGACAGUGAUAUCGCGCUGCUCAAGCUGUCAGAACCACUGGACCUGACUCAAGUCGAGCACAUUCGCCCCGUGUGUUUGCCCGCCGAUGACUCCAACACCUAUGCCGGCGAAGAUGCCACAGCGACAGGCUGGGGCACACUUCAGUCCGGGGGAAGUCAACCAGCAAUAAUACUACAGGAAGUCACAGUGCCUAUUCUGGAUCCCUCCUGCCCGGGACACAAACCGAGUCAUAUCACUGAAAACAUGCUGUGUGCUGGCCUUGAAGAAGGUGGCAAGGACACCUGCCAGGGCGACUCGGGCGGUCCGCUUACCGUGCAAAAUGACUCUUCCAAGUAUGAGCAAAUUGGCAUCACCUCCUGGGGCUUUGGAUGUGCCGACCCUGGCAGCCCCGGUGUGUACACCAGGGUGAGCAACUUCCUUGAGUGGAUAGAGGAGAACACUACUGACGCCACCUACUGCCAGUAGUGGUGCCAACACUGCUGACGCCACCUACUGCCAGUAGUGGUGCCAACACUGCUGACGCCACCUACUGCCAGUAGUGGUGCCAACACUGCUGACGCCACCUACUGCCAGUAGUGGUGCCAACACUGCUGACGCCACCUACUGCCAGUAGUGGUGCCAACACUGCUGACGCCACCUACUGCCAGUAGUGGUGCCAACACUGCUGACGCCACCUACUGCCAGUAGUGGUGCCAACACUGCUGACGCCACCUACUGCCAGUAGUGGUGCCAACAUUGCUGACGCCACCUACUGCCAGUAGUGGUGCCAACACUGCUGACGCCACCUACUGCCAGUAGUGGUGUCAACACUGCUGACGCCACAUUUUCGGUAGUGGUGCCAACACUGCUGACGG